UCCAAAAAACAUAAAACCCAAAAAAAAAAAAAAAAUGUAUGCAAUGAAAGAAGAAGAUUGUCUUCAAACAUAUCACAACUUACAAGACUACCAAGACCAGUUUCUUCUCCAUCAUCAUCACCAUCCUCAAAUCCUUCCUUGGUCUUCUUCUUCAUCUUUACCUUCUUUUGACCCGACCCAUUUCCCAUCUAACCCGACGACCCGUUAUUCUGACCCGGGCCACUACUUUAACAGAAGAGCUUCUUCUUCCUCUUCUUCCUUUGACUAUAACGAUGGUUUUGUCUCUCCUCCUCCUUCCAUGGAUCAUCAUCAGAACCAUCUGAGGAUCCUAUCCGAAGCUCUUGGACCCAUCAUGCGUCGGGGCUCGUCCUUUGGGUUCGAUGGUGAGAUCAUGGGGAAAUUGAGUGCACAAGAAGUCAUGGAUGCUAAGGCUUUAGCUGCUUCAAAGAGUCAUAGUGAAGCUGAGAGAAGAAGACGAGAGCGAAUCAACACUCAUCUUGCUAAGUUGCGUAGUAUUUUACCAAACACAACCAAAACGGACAAAGCUUCGUUGCUAGCGGAAGUGAUCCAACACAUGAAGGAGCUAAAACGACAGACAUCACUAAUCACCGACUCGUGUCAGGUCCCAACAGAGUCCGAUGAUCUGACCGUGGAUUCAUCUUACAACGACGAGGAAGGGAACUUGGUGAUAAGAGCUUCCUUUUGCUGCCAGGACAGGACUGACCUCAUGCAUGACGUCAUCAACGCCUUGAAGUCUCUUCGCCUUCGAACUCUCAAAGCUGAGAUCGCAACCGUAGGUGGUCGUGUCAAGAACGUCUUGUUCCUUAGCCGAGAUGGCGAAGAAGAGGAUCUUGAUUCAUAUGGUGAUGGCAUGGAAGGUUAUGAUGAAGGGAGGAUGAUGAGUGAUCGUGUGAGUUCGAUAGAAGAAGCGUUAAAGGCGGUUAUAGAGAAGUGUGUCCAUAAUAAUGAUGAAAGCAAUGAUAACAGUAACUUGGAGAAGUCAUCCUCAGGGAGUAUUAAGAGACAAAGAACUAGUAAGAUGGUGAAUCGAUCUUACAAUUAGUUUAGUACGUUCCUCUCCAUAUUAAUUAGAUCGUCAAGUCUUUAAUUAAUUAGGGUUAGUUAAUUAGACUUGCAAAAUGGGAUUAUGGGUUGGUGGUGGUAUUAGUAUUUAGUAUUUUAAUUUUGGGUGUUUUGUUUUUAUAAAUUUAAAUGGUUUGGGUUUCUUCUUCUAUGCUUUUUUUAAAUCUAUGAAGAACCCUUUGUUUAGGGUUUUAUAGUGAUGGAGUUUGGUUUAUAUAUUGUACUAUAAUUAAGACAUUUUAUCGUCUUGAUUAAUAUAGGAAAUGUAAAGAGUUUGGGGUUUGUAUUAAUUAAUGAAGGAUUGGAAUCAAGAAGUAA
Capsella rubella is the source of this 1401-nucleotide messenger RNA. RefSeq names its product transcription factor AIG1. Bases 35 to 1063 code for a protein of 342 amino acids. Gene Ontology annotation, biological process: regulation of DNA-templated transcription. Lineage: Eukaryota; Viridiplantae; Streptophyta; Magnoliopsida; Brassicales; Brassicaceae. The transcript is spliced from 2 exons. Gene Ontology annotation, molecular function: protein dimerization activity; DNA-binding transcription factor activity. The record is from RefSeq and is a predicted model, not a curated record.